Cercospora beticola is the source of this 2038-nucleotide messenger RNA. Its product is annotated as MFS transporter. Lineage: Eukaryota; Fungi; Ascomycota; Dothideomycetes; Mycosphaerellales; Mycosphaerellaceae. Gene Ontology annotation, cellular component: plasma membrane. The record is from RefSeq and is a predicted model, not a curated record. Gene Ontology annotation, molecular function: transmembrane transporter activity. Gene Ontology annotation, biological process: transmembrane transport.
CGCAAUCAUGAUGACACCGGAAAGCGUCGAUUGUUGUGGACUUACCCACAUCUUCACAACUCCAGCAUUCUGCCUAUCACAUUGGCUGCUUUCUUCUAUCAUCGUUACCAUUGGUGGCAACGAUAUUCACCUGCUCCGCGAGAAUGGAUUUCCGAUCUCAGCAAGAUCGUGUUCGACAGCCGGAUGAGACGGAACGUUACUAUGAGCCAGCAGAGGUUCCAGAUCAAGAACAGUUUGGCAGAGCCGAACAAAUAUCUUCAUCAGAAUCGGAGCAGCGAGAACCACAUGAGAAGAAACACGACGCCGAUGAGGACGAGGAUGAUACGUCCGAUACAUCGAGCGUCUUCUCUGAAAGCCGACACAUGGAAGGACCACGAAGUCUACGCCGCCCCAGCACAAGUCUUUCGCGAACGACGUCUCGUAAUCUCGAACGAGCACAAACUACAGCUUCUACGGUCCUCUCUGCCAUUCGAUCGCGAGCGCCUCGAGGACAAUUUACGCAUCCUUUGACGCACGAAAAGACUCUGGCGGACGUGCUUGUGGACUUCGAUGGCAAAGAUGACCCUUAUCGACCUCUCAACUGGCCAUUCAAGAAGAAAGCUAUUACGACCGUGUUAUAUGGUUUCACCGCCAUGGGAGCGACGUUCGCAUCUUCGGUAUACAGUCCUGCUGUGAGUGAGAUUGCACAAGAUUUCGCGAUCGGUACGGAAGUUUCCACGUUGGGGAUUUCGUUGUUUCUUGUUGGGUUUGGAAUUGGACCACUGGUUUGGGCGCCUCUGAGUGAGGUUUAUGGACGGAAGAUGGCUGUUUUGAUUCCGUAUUUCAUCUCUGCGCUGUUUGCGUUCGGUGGUGGCGCGGCGAAGGAUGUUCAGGCGUUGAUGAUUUGUCGGUUCUGGCAGGGCAUAUUCGGAUCUGCGCCGGUCACGAAUACGGGAGGCGUUCUGGGUGACUUGUUCUCAGCAGAGCAGAGAGGUGCGGCGAUGGUUGGCUAUGCCAUGGCUGUGGUCGGAGGACCCACGCUUGGUCCGAUCAUUGGUGGUGCGUUUAUCGUCAGUGGAGUUGGCUGGCGCUGGACACAGUACAUUACAGGCAUCCUGAUGAUGUUGUUCUUGGUUCUGGAUCUCCUCAUCGUGGACGAGAGCUACGCGCCGACUUUGCUGGUGGCCAAGGCACGACGACUCAGGCAUGAGAGCGGUAAUUGGGCUCUGCAUGCAAAGCACGAAGAGUGGGAUGUUUCGCUGAAAGAAUUGGGGCAUAAAUACCUGGUCCGGCCAUUUCAACUUCUCGCCACACCGAUUUGCGCUUUGAUGGCAUUGUACGCCUCCUUCUGCUAUGGCAUUCUCUACGCCUCACUAGCCGCCUUCCCGAUCGAAUUUCAGGAGACUCGUGGCUGGAACGCUCUUGUGGGAUCUUUACCUUUUCUUGCAAUGCUGGUCGGUAUCUGCUUCGGAGCGUGCGCGAACUUUCUCAAUCAGAAGUUCUAUGUCAAGAGACUGAAAGCGAACGACUAUCGGCCUGUGCCUGAAGCACGACUUCCUCCGAUGAUGGGUGGAUCCGUACUCUUCGCCGCGGGACUUUUCAUGUUCGCAUGGUCUUCUGGACCUGAAGUACAUUGGAUCGUGCCCUGCAUUGGCAUCGCCCUUGAGGGUAUCGGCUUCUUCACAAUAUUCCAAGCCGCACUGAACUACCUCAUCGAUACCUUCCAGAGAUAUGCAGCGAGCGCUGUUGCAGCGAAUACAGCACUGCGAAGCGCUUUUGCGGCUGCUUUCCCUCUCUUCAUUUCACCGAUGCUGCAUAAUCUGGGCAUCAAUUGGGGAGUAAGCAUUUUUGGUUUUCUGGCUGUGGCGAUGAUACCCAUUCCUUAUUGCUUUUAUGUUUUUGGGAAGAGGAUCCGUGCGAGAGGGGAGUGGAGCAGGGAGAGCGUGUAUCCGAAUGAGAAGAAGCAGGGAGUUUAGAUAUCGACAGCGACAGUCUCUAGGUGCGAUGAAUGCACGGAAUAGAAACAAUGCAUAGGAUUAAAUCGAACAACCAAUUCAUA